AUACAUAUAUAAGGCACGAUGGGGAGGAGGUUGCACAAUACAUGUUUGUAUCUCAUCACACAUUGUUUAAUUCUGUUUCUAAGUUGAGAUUUGGCAUUACUCUGAUACACCUUCACAUAGAAAUCAGCACGAUGGUUUCCAAAAUGAUGUCGCUGGCUUUCUUUCUGAUCUUCGCUUCCUGCUUAUCGGCAUACGUGCUAGUAAAACCACAAACAAAAAGCAUCACUACUGCUCAGGAUAAGAAAGUGAAACCACAAACAAAAAGCAUCACUACUGGUCAGGAUAAACAAGUUCUUCCACCUCGCUCGCGUCUCUCCAUGGGUACCGUCCCUAGAUAUAUGAACCCGACGUCAAUAAACGCCGUGCGACGAACUCCAGUCAACAACCAAUACAAUUCCCAAUGGCCUCAGCAGCGAACCUCUUACGGAGGAAGUUGGGGACGCCCUGCCCAAGGUCAAGGUUUCCUCUUUAACAACUACAAUCUGAGGAUGCUGAUGGGACUUGGAAACGAGCGAUCGUUGGUGACGUCAUUGCUGGGAACGAAUCCAUACAUGGGGUACUACCCGGGACAGAGGGUAAGGAGCAGUCUAAUUUCACCCGGCGGGGGAAUGUUCAUUAACGCCGACGGCACGGAUGGGUCAAUAAUGAACGCCGACGGAAGUAUAACCAAUGUUGACGGAAGUGACGUGUCGAUAGAUUCGGGCUUCUAAACCGCCAAUCGAAUGCAUAUACAAAAACAAAAACAAAUACUCGAUUUGAAAAAAAAAAUGGCUGUCGACAAUAUUUCAGCAGACUUAACUUUUUGUAAAUCCAUUUAAAAUGUUUUAAAAUGUUGUCGAUGUCAUACAACCAUUGCGGACUGUGGAGCAGUAAAUCAACCUUGUAGAAAGGGUACGAAAAGGAAUGAUUACCCAAUGUAUGGUGUAAAUCAUCUGACAAUCCCUAAUACAGACAAAAUGAUGAACAUUAUCUGUUUUCGCAAACACCAGGUCUCUUCACCUUUUUGGUGAAGAUUCGUCGGUGUUUUUUUGUAUAAUAAACUGCAUUUUGUAUGUAUGCACUUUAAUAAUAAUAAUGUAGCUUUGGACUUUUGGCUACGUUGGUUCGUGUUUGAUGAUGAAAACAUUCCAUUAAUUAGAAGACAAGGAAGAAGAAGAAGAAAAAUAUCGAGAGUGCAAAGCAGACAUUCCUGAUUCUGACCGUGAUAUUAAGAUACAUAUAUAUUCUUUUGUCAUUAAGCCUACUAUUCUAGGCUUUAUUUCCUAGAAUUUUAAUAUUUAAAAAAACCCAUCCUAUUUUGGAAAAGAUUUCUGUUAUUUGUCAGUGUUACCUAAAGUGUUUUUGUUUUUUAUUACCUUUGUAUUAAUAACAUUAAAAUUUAAGAAAUAUAACAGUGGACAUAAAGUCAUUUUAAUGUACUAAUAAUGUAAUGAAAAUUCUCUGUAACAUAAUUUACAUAGUAUUCAAAUAUACGUAGUUUUGAUGAUGGGUGCUAUCUCUAAUAGAUGCAAAGUUUUCCCAUUUAUUUAUAAUAGUAUUAUAAUAGUUAUAAUAGUAACUUCAGUAUAUUAACAGAAAGGCAGCUUCGUCGGAUGUCUUAUUAUGUCAGGUUUUUCGUAUUAUUUUUGUGCUUAUUUUGGGAAUGUUUUCAAGAUGGUGGUACAGCUAGAGAAAUCCAGUUUUUUAAAUGUCAUGUUUUUGUUUGUCUUUUUUUCUUAAUAGUAGCCCGUCAAAAUAAAAAAAUAAAGUAUUUUAAAAUAAACUUCAGCAACCCUCAUCUUUACAAGAUAAUCCAUUUGUGUUUUUGAUUUGUGUAUCUGUUGUAAAACAAAAUCAUAUUAUUAGCGAUUUUUUUUCUUUAUAGAGACAUUUGAAGACUGAACGAAUUUUCAUUAGUAAAUCUUUAUGUUUUUAUUUUUUUAUUUUUGUUUUAUUUAUUUAUUUAUUUAUAGAAUUAUUUUCUUUUUUCUUUUUAUUUUUUGAUUCACUAGACGUUACUAUACCGAGAGGUUAUGUUCACUCUUUGUAAAAAUAACAGUCCAUUAUUUAAAUUUUUAAAUUUUUUAAUAUAGGCUUUUGGGAACGACAUGCAUAUAGCCUGAGUGACGAAUAGUUAUAUAAUUUGAAUAAAUAAUUAAAAAUGUUUUCUUGUUUAGAAUUUUAUUAACUUUUUAAAAAUUAAAAUUAUCUUUAAAUCAUGACUGGACAUAACCAUUUCAGUUUACCAGUCUUCGAUAUUACAUACAAUAGUUUUUUUGUUGUUUUUUUAAAAAUGUAUACACAUUCUGUUAGCUAGUGCCUUACUGGUGAAGAUAUUAUUGAGAAAAUAGUCAUUGCGGGAAUGUUAGUUGUGAGUUAAAGUCCAAAGUUAUUGUUGCUUGUACAUAAAUGUAUUUAUAAUUUUAUAUUUAUUAUUGUUGUACUUUUGCUAUUUGUUUGUUAUAAUAAAUACGAACUUUUAAUACGA
Messenger RNA from Gigantopelta aegis, 2467 nucleotides. RefSeq lists its product as uncharacterized. The transcript has 5 exons. The coding region runs from base 42 to 710 and encodes 222 amino acids. The record is from RefSeq and is a predicted model, not a curated record. NCBI's taxonomy places the organism in Eukaryota, Metazoa, Mollusca, Gastropoda, Neomphalida, Peltospiridae.